This is a messenger RNA of Trichobilharzia regenti, 1043 nucleotides long. The record is from the annotation of a GenBank genome assembly. Lineage: Eukaryota; Metazoa; Platyhelminthes; Trematoda; Strigeidida; Schistosomatidae.
UGCUACCUUGACGUGGUGGUCGGGCUUGAACACCGCAAUGACCUAAUCAAGCUAUACUGGCUGAGACUUAUGUCUCUUGAGGUUCUACCAUGCCAGGCAGGUUGUUUGGAUAGCGGUUAAACAAAAAGCAGCUACCCAAUCCAACAUCAUGUCCAAUACAAAAUUACAAAAUUUCAUGCCGGAUCGGCCGUGGCCCGGAUUAACAACGACCGCGCUUCCUGCUGCCGUGUCACAGGGCGGGAGUGAUAAAUCAGCUACUGAGGCACACAAAACAAGAAGAACGAACAAAAGCAGGCCGCGUGUGACCGGCCUCAAGCAGUUGUCCCCUGGGCUCUGCGGUCACGCAACCAACUUCCACGGUGUGGGCAGCCGGGAAGUAACAAUCGCCCUCACAAUCCAAAACGCACACAAAACCUCUCUAAUCCUCACUUAUCUUUGUCUUCAUCUUCAUCUCUAUCAUCUUGCCUUCCUUCCACUGAUGCAACUCCUCGACUUGAUAGCUCUCCACUUUCUCUCCACUCUGCGUCCACUAAAAACGAUGGAAGCCAAAAAACCACCAUCGACAGCCUCUUAAAGCCGCGCCACCAAUUUCAUAUAGGAGCAUUUAAUGUUAGGACACUUUGCCAAAUAGGACAACAAGCAUCACUAGCCAAGACCCUGGCAUCACGAGCCAUUGAUGUGUGCUGUGUUUCAGAAACACGCAUACAAGACCCAAGUGUGGUUAUUCACCUAACCCCACCUGGCCAACAGGUUGAAUCUGCAAAAUUCACCUUGAGGGUGUCAGGAGAUGCCACAGCUAGUUCACGAGGAUUAGCUGGCGUAGGGAUAGCUUUGAGUACUAGGGCAGAAAAGACAUUGCUUGACUGGAUCCCAGUAGAUAGCCGAAUGUGUGCUGUCCGCCUGAACGGAUCAGUAAGAAGGAGGAAGGACUGCACUACUCGCCGAUGCCUUUUCGUAAUCUCCGCCUACGCCCCCACUGACUGCAGUUCAGAUGAAACGAAGGAUGAGUUCUACGAAAAGUUGUCUAGUUUGGUGAGAAAGGC